AUGGCAGGAGCAGCUGCUACAGCCGGUGGGGUGGGAGGUGGUGAGGGGAGUGGUGGGAGUGGUGAGGCGGGUAGGGGAAACGGGGAAGGAGGAGGGGUAGCAGCGAGAGAAGGAGGGAUGCGCGGUCAUUGCGCAUCAGUCUCUGCUGUCCUCUCCCUCCGCCCCUCUCCCCGCCUCUCCCUCCGCCCCUCUCCCCGCCUCUCCCUCCGCCCCUCUCCCUGCCUCUCCCUCCGCCCCUCUCCCAGCCUCUCCCUCCGCCCCUCUCCCAGCCUCUCCCUCCGCCCCUCUCCCCGCCUCUCCCUCCGCUCCUCUCCCCGCCUCUCCCUCCGCUCCUCUCCCCGCCUCUCCCUCCGCCCCUCUCCCCGCCUCUCCCUCCGCCCCUCUCCCCGCCUCUCCCUCCGCCCCUCUCCCCGCCUCUCCCUCCGCCCCUCUCCCCGCCUCUCCCUCCGCCCUUCUCCCCGCCUCUCCCUCCGCCCCUCUCCCCGCCUCUCCCUCCGCCCCUCUCCCCGCCUCUCCCUCCGCCCCUCUCCCCGCCUCUCCCUCCGCCCCUCUCCCCGCCUCUCCCUCCGCCCCUCUCCCCGCCUCUCCCUCCGCCCCUCUCCCCGCCUCUCCCUCCGCCCCUCUCCCCGCCUCUCCCUCCGCCCCUCUCCCAGCCUCUCCCUCCGCCCCUCUCCCCGCCUCUCCCUCCGCCCCUCUCCCCGCCUCUCCCUCCGCCCCUCUCCCCGCCUCUCCCUCCGCCCCUCUCCCCGCCUCUCCCUCCGCCCCUCUCCCCGCCUCUCCCUCCGCCCCUCUCCCCGCCUCUCCCUCCGCCCCUCUCCCCGCCUCUCCCUCCGCCCCUCUCCCUCCGCCCCUCUCCCCGCCUCUCCCUCCGCCCCUCUCCCCGCCUCUCCCUCCGCCCCUCUCCCCGCCUCUCCCUCCGCCCCUCUCCCCGCCUCUCCCUCCGCCCCUCUCCCCGCCUCUCCCUCCGCCCCUCUCCCCGCCUCUCCCUCCGCCCCUCUCCCCGCCUCUCCCUCCGCCCCUCUCCCCGCCUCUCCCUCCGCCCCUCUCCCCGCCUCUCCCUCCGCCCCUCUCCCCGCCUCUCCCUCCGCCCCUCUCCCCGCCUCUCCCUCCGCCCCUCUCCCCGCCUCUCCCUCCGCCCCUCUCCCCGCCUCUCCCUCCGCCCCUCUCCCCGCCUCUCCCUCCGCCCCUCUCCCCGCCUCUCCCUCCGCCCCUCUCCCCGCCUCUCCCUCCGCCCCUCUCCCCGCCUCUCCCUCCGCCCCUCUCCCCGCCUCUCCCUCCGCCCCUCUCCCCGCCUCUCCCUCCGCCCCUCUCCCCGCCUCUCCCUCCGCCCCUCUCCCCGCCUCUCCCUCCGCCCCUCUCCCCGCCUCUCCCUCCGCCCCUCUCCCCGCCUCUCCCUCCGCCCCUCUCCCCGCCUCUCCCUCCGCCCCUCUCCCCGCCUCUCCCUCCGCCCCUCUCCCCGCCUCUCCCUCCGCCCCUCUCCCCGCCUCUCGCUCCGCCCCUCUCCCUGCCUCUCCCUCCGCCCCUCUCCCCGCCUCUCCCUCCGCCCCUCUCCCCGCCUCUCCCUCCGCCCCUCUCCCUGCCUCUCCCUCCGCCCCUCUCCCUGCCUCUCCCUCCGCCCCUCUCCCAGCCUCUCCCUCCGCCCCUCUCCCUGCCUCUCGCGUCCCUGUGCCUCUGGGUGCAUCGGCCGUCCACCUCCUCCGACCUUGCUCUCAGAUGUUGCUCAAGCCCGCUCCAUCUCCUCUCUUCUUUUCUCCAUCUCCUCUCUUCAUUUCUCCACCUCCUCUCUUCAUUUCUCCACCUCCUCUCUCCAACCACUUCUCCCCUCCCCCUCACACCCACCAGCACCUUCUGCCGCUUUGCUCCCCUUUCUGCCCCUCUUCUCGCCUCUGGGGGCAACGACCGACUCGUGCUGCUCUGGGAUCACCUUCUGUCGCUUUGCUCCCCCGUCCGCCCCUCUGCUCGCCUCUGGGGGCAACGACCGACUCGUUCUUCUCUGGGAUGUGGCACACGCACUCUCUCCCUCCUCCCCGUCAUCCUCCUCUGCCUGUUCCAACCAUGGCUUCCCUCAUCGCCAAGACCCCCGUCGCAGCGCAGACGGCGACGCUGAAGUCGUCGUUCCUGGGCUCCAAGCCACAGGCGAAGGCUGCGAGCGCUGCGGUGCCAGUGAAGAGGGCUGACGCGCGUGUGGUGUGCCAGGCUGGCGACCGUUGGGGUGGGCUGGGCCGCGAUGGGUCCGACGACCAGCAGGACAUCACCCGCGGCUACGGCAUGGUCGACGCCGCCUUCCAGGGUGCUCAAGGUGGCACGCACAAGGCUGUCCUGUCGUCGUACGACUAUGUCAGCCAAGGCCAAAGGAGCCUGCAGUGGGACAACACCAAGGACGGCUACUACAUCGCUCCCGCGUUCAUGGACAAGGUCGUCGUGCAUCUCGCCAAGAACUUCAUGAAGCUGCCCAACAUCAAGGUGCCGCUCAUCCUGGGAGUGUGGGGAGGCAAGGGUCAGGGCAAGACGUUCCAGAUGGAGCUCAUCUUCGCCAAGCUCGGCAUCAACCCCAUCAUGAUGUCCGCGGGAGAACUCGAGUCCGGCAACGCCGGCGAGCCGGCGGCGCUGAUCCGGCAGCGGUACCGCGAGGCGUCGGACGUGAUCAAGAAGGGCAAGAUGUGCUGCCUCUUCAUCAACGACCUUGACGCGGGCGCGGGGCGCAUGGGCGGCACGACGCAGUACACGGUGAACAACCAGAUGGUCAACGCCACGCUCAUGAACAUCGCCGAUAACCCCACCAACGUGCAGCUGCCCGGCAUGUACAACAAGGACGAGAUUCCCCGUGUGCCCAUCAUUGUGACGGGCAACGAUUUCUCUACCCUGUACGCGCCGCUGAUUCGCGACGGGCGCAUGGAGAAGUUCUAUUGGGCGCCCACGCGCGACGACCGUGUGGGUGUGGCACAGGGUAUCUUCCGCCUGGACGGAGUGCCCGAGAAUGAUGUCACCAGGCUCGUCGACACCUUCCCCGGCCAAUCCAUCGAUUUCUUCGGUGCUCUCCGUGCCCGCGUGUACGACGAUGAGGUGCGCCGGUGGGUGGCCAAGGUCGGCGUGGACAACGUGUCAAAGCACCUCGUCAACUCGCGGUCGGGCCCGCCCAAAUUCGACCAGCCGGCGAUGAACCUGGAGACGCUGCUGGCGUACGGCAACAUGCUGGUGAAGGAGCAGGAGAACGUCAAGCGUGUGCAGCUCGCUGAUACCUACCUCGCGUCGGCCGCCCUCGGUGACGCGAACAAGGACCAGAUGGAGCAGGGAACCUUCUUCGAAGGCAACAUGCUGGUGAAGGAGCAGGAGAAUGUCAAGCGCGUGCAGCUCGCUGAUACCUACCUCGCCUCCGCUGCUCUCGAUGACGCCAACAAGGACCAGAUGGAGCAGGGAACCUUCUUUGAAGGUUCGUUCACUCCUGCAUUCAAGGGGUUUUUUUAA
Messenger RNA from Closterium sp. Naga37s-1, 3465 nucleotides. The record is from the annotation of a GenBank genome assembly. Lineage: Eukaryota; Viridiplantae; Streptophyta; Zygnematophyceae; Desmidiales; Closteriaceae.